CUACACUACACACGGAUGCCCCCAUGCCAACACUCGAGGAGGCGCUCCGGCGGAUCCAUCUUGAGCUCCAUCGCGACGCCGACCGGCACAACCUCACCGAUCCACACAGCCUCGGUCCGGCGGCCGUCAGCUGCGUCGCAGCCGACGGCGAGGGCAGCGUCGCCGAGGUUCUCUCGCUGUCGGUCGGUGGCUGGCCCGGCGGCAUCGAGACGGGCAUUGCGAUCCGGUCUCUCUCAAAGAUGAUCAUCAGCGCCGCCUUCCUCGCGCUGGUGGAGCGGGGCAGCACGCCGCUCACCAUGGCCAGCACCCUGUCUCAGUUCGUGCCGGAGUGUGCCGGCUCAUCGCUGGCGCACGCGAACGCCAGCAGCCUUCUCUCGAUGCGAUCCGCGCUCGACAACCGUCUCAACGCCGCCUGGCAGUCCGUGGCCGGCAUGGACGACCACGCCGCCUUCCCUCCCGUCUGCGACAGCCUCGGCCUCUCGCCGUAUGAGUGCGCUGCCACCGUCGUCUGCCCAGCCUACCCCGCCGUCGCGGAGGCCGCGCCGGUCCUUCCCGCGCAGCUGCGGGGCGCGCUCGACGCCGAGGGCUCCACCUGCGAGGACACGCACCAGUCGUGCGCCAGGUGGGCCUUGGCUGGUGAGUGCCGUGCGAACCCGUCCUACAUGCUGCCCGCGUGCGGCGCCGCGUGCGGCGCCUGCAGGCGCGGCUCGCAGCACACCGCCGCGUCGCUCGGCGAUCGGGCUUGGUGGCAGCGCGCGGACGACUCAUCGCCGCGCCUCGGCCCGACGCACCGCUGCCGGUACGACAACUUCGGGCCGUCGUUAGUCGACGCGAUG
This is a messenger RNA of Emiliania huxleyi CCMP1516, 836 nucleotides long. RefSeq lists its product as hypothetical. The annotation marks the transcript as partial. The transcript is spliced from 3 exons. Lineage: Eukaryota; Haptophyta; Isochrysidales; Noelaerhabdaceae. The record is from RefSeq and is a predicted model, not a curated record.